Blepharisma stoltei is the source of this 1885-nucleotide messenger RNA. The record is from the annotation of a GenBank genome assembly. Lineage: Eukaryota; Ciliophora; Heterotrichea; Heterotrichida; Blepharismidae.
AUGGAAGAAAGCAAAGACUAUGAAGGAAGCCAAUACGAAGAAGAAGAGGUCCAAGAAGAUCCUGAUGAAUUAGGAAAAGCUUUAAUAAAAGCUUCAGCGAAUGGAGAUUAUGCAUCAGUUAUUUCACUUCUAAAAAGAAAAGCAGAUCCUAAUUAUCUAUUCUGGCUAUAAUAAUUCUUUGCUUUUAUGGUGCACAGAAAAUUAAAUUUUUUAUAUUAAAUAGAAAAAUGGUAAGCAAGCCUAAAAACGUGUUAUACUUAAUUACAAUGAAUGAAAACAGUCAUAGCGAUUAGCCAUAUAUAAAUAUAGGAUAACGAUUAUCAGUGGAUAUGCUUUAAUUCAUUAUAAUUAGAUAUAUCUCUAUGAGUAUAGAUAAAAAGCAAUGAAAUCCACUUAUGUGGGCUUCUUCACAAGGAUUCACUGAUAUCGUUUCAGUCCUUCUUGAAAGUGGUGCCACGAUUCACCAGCCCCAGCAAAGUGAAGAAGAAGAAAGUGUAGGCAGCACAAGUCCUCUCCAUUGGGCUUCAUUCAACGGCCACAUUCAAACAGUCUGACUUCUCAUGAGAAAAGGAUUUUCUCCUUUAGACUUAGAUAAAUUUGGAAAUAAUUGUAUUCAUCAAGCUGUAGCCGGAGGUCGAAGUGAUAUUCUAGAAACAUUUUUAGCUUUUGGUGUCAGUGCUGAGCACAAAAAUUUUUCCUUUUUAUAUAUCUAAAAUAUAUUUUUUUUUUAAAAAAAACAAAAUAAUUUAAAUAAGCCAAAAAUUCAAGAGGCCAUAUGCCAAUUCAUCUGACUUCAGACCCUCAUUUAAAAGAAAUGAUAAAUUCAGCAGUCAAAGCUAAAAAAUGCAAAAAAUGUUCAUCAAUUUUUGAUAUUCACAACAAUCGUUACUUAUGUCAAGUUUGCAAAAAAUAUUAUUGUGCCAACUGCAAGGUCUCUACCUGGCUUUAUUUAACAAACGAAAGCAAAGAAGAAGAGCGACCAGUCUGCCGCUGCACAGAUUGCCAUAAUCAAAUUGAGCAAAAGGAGCUUGAAUUAAACGACGCAAUAGACUCAAAUUUAUUUGACCAAGUUGACAGAGUCCAAAAAGAUAUAGAAAAUGGGAAAUAUGAUAUCGAUGUAAAGCUUCUUUACAAGGCAAAAGUAGAGCACGAAAGAUUAAGAACAGAAGGAGAAAUCCAAAAAUUUUUAGCAAGCCUAAGCUAUGUCGAAAACUACAAAACCAUCCAAAAAAGUGUAUAUUUAAUUGGACAAAUGCUAGAAGAUGCUGCUAAUAGAGGAGUUGCAGUAGAUCCAAGAAUUAUUGAUAAAGCUAAAGCUGAAAGUGACAGACUAAUGGCAGAAAGAAACUUAAGGCAUCAGACAGCUAUUACUUCUCUUGCAAAUGCUACUGAUGAAGCUGUAGCUAUUUUAGAAACUUUGAAUAAAAAAGCAAUAGAUAAUAAUGUAUCUCCAGAAUAUUGAGAAAAUGCUUCUGAUUUAAUAUUUCGCAUGAAAGAAAAUAUUCAUGCCCAUCAAAUUUUAAGGACCUUUUUAGACUAUCCGAUGAGAGAAUACCCAGAACCUGUUGUGCAGGAUCCAAGGAAAAGAGCACCUAUAAAGAAAGUUGAAGAAAAAAAAGAGCCUCCAAAAAAGAAGAAAAAAGAACCAAAAUUCAAUAUCCCUGAAUGGGCUGCACAGCUAACUGCUUUAAUUGCACAGGUAAAUGUACUUGAUGCGCUGGUGAAGCAGGCACAAAAUUUGGAACUUGGCGAUGAUUUUUUGAAUCAAGCUAAAGAAAAUAUGAUUAGAAUGAGGAAAGAAAUAAGGUUUAGACAGCAGGAAGAAGAGGAAGCAAGAAUUGCUGCUGAAAAGAGAAAAGCUGAAGCCAAGAAAAAAGGGAAAUAA